CCUUGUCUGCUCCUCACCUUCAAGUUUCAACUGAAAAUUAAAAAUAAUUAAUUUGAAAACACAAAAUUGCCAAUUUAUUGAUCAUUAGCUAUCCAUAGCUCGAAUUCUCUAUGGUUUUUUGAGACCAAAAUUAUAGAGAGGGAUUUGGAUCGCCCUCUGAAUCUCGAGGAGCCGCUGAGAUAGAGAGGGAUGGCUAUACUCUACGCGGUGGUCGCUCGGGGAACGGUGGUGCUGGCGGAGUUCAGCGCUGUUACGGGUAACACGGGUGCGGUGGCGAGGCGGAUCCUCGAGAAACUUCCGUCGGAAGCCGAUGCCAGGCUCUGCUUCUCCCAGGACACCUACAUCUUCCACAUACUUCGAUCCGAUGGCCUCACCUUCCUCUGUAUGGCCAACAACACCUUCGGCAGGAGGAUCCCUUUUUCUUACUUGGAGGAUAUCCAAAUGAGGUUCAUGAAAAACUAUGGCAGAGUGGCCAACUAUGCACCGGCUUAUGCAAUGAACGACGAGUUUUCCAGAGUCUUGCAUCAGCAAAUGGAGUUUUUUUCUAGUAAUCCUAGUGCAGAUACCCUAAACCGUGUAAGAGGUGAAGUUGGCGAGAUACGUACUAUCAUGGUGGAGAACAUAGAGAAGAUAUUGGAGAGAGGUGACCGGAUUGAACUUCUUGUUGAUAAAACUGCAACCAUGCAAGAUGGUGCAUUUCACUUCAAGAAACAAUCCAAGCGCCUUCGUCGAGCUCUUUGGAUGAAAAAUGCCAAGCUUUUGGCACUGUUGACAUUCUUGAUUGUUCUGUUGCUGUACUUUAUAAUUGCUGCUUGCUGUGGAGGCAUCACCCUACCUUCCUGCAGAUCUUGAUUUCCAUUCUUGCUGGUUUCGAAGUUCUGCUGAGGAUCUUUUACUCUGCAUGAAUUGGGUGGGUCUACUAGAAGUCAUACUGGAAUGGGGAUGGUGUGAAUACGAAGAAAGAUGCAAUCUUUGAAAUCCUUAGUUUCCACUAUAAUAUAAAAGGGUUUAGACUGUAACCGCAAGAAGAGAACUCAUCAAUGUUUGUUAUUUAGAUGUUACCAAGUUUUGAGUCACUGCAUGGACGGCAGGCAGUGCUGAUAGACACUACUUCUCAAAUAGUUUAAACUAUAAUUCCAUUAUUGAAACUUCUAGUUUUAUUUGAUGGUGCUGGAUCUUGUUGUAGUCUUGCACUUACUUCC
Messenger RNA from Juglans regia (Persian walnut), 1202 nucleotides. Its product is annotated as vesicle-associated membrane protein 714. Gene Ontology annotation, biological process: vesicle-mediated transport. NCBI's taxonomy places the organism in Eukaryota, Viridiplantae, Streptophyta, Magnoliopsida, Fagales, Juglandaceae. The record is from RefSeq and is a predicted model, not a curated record. The transcript has 5 exons. Bases 190 to 852 code for a protein of 220 amino acids. Gene Ontology annotation, cellular component: membrane.